AUGGGCAGGCAGCCGUGCUGCGACAAGGUGGGCCUGAAGAAGGGGCCGUGGACGGCGGAGGAGGACCAGAAGCUCGUCGCCUUCCUCCUCACCCACGGCCACUUCUGCUGGCGCAUCGUCCCCAAGCUCGCAGGGCUGAUGCGGUGCGGCAAGAGCUGCCGGCUGCGGUGGACCAACUACCUGCGUCCCGACCUCAAGCGCGGCCUCCUGUCCGACGACGAGGAGCGGCUCGUCAUCGACAUGCACGCGCAGCUCGGCAACCGCUGGGCCAAGAUCGCCGCGAUGCUCCCCGGCAGGACCGACAACGAGAUCAAGAACCACUGGAACACCCACAUCAAGAAGAAGCUCCGCAGGAUGGGCAUCGACCCCGCCACCCACCUCCCGCUCGACAAAGACCAGGCCCCUCCUACCGCGCUGCAAGACAAGGAGCAGCCGACGCCCCACUGCGCUGAACACUCUCUGCCGGCGGAGGAUGAGGACGACAAGGCGGUGGUUCCGCUGAUCCAGCCGCCGCAGGAGAUCGUGGUGCCCCCGCACACUGCGGGGAGCAACUGCUCUGCUUCCCCUGCCUCGGCGAUCUCGCCGUCCUGCUCCUCCUCCUCGGCCUCGGCUGGCUCGGCGGCGUCCGCCGUGGACGUGGCGGAGUGGCAGCAGGCCACGUAUCUCUUCGACAUAUAUGGCUUCACCGAUGUGGGCUCGGUCUGGGAUGGCGGCUUCGUCUCCGGCGUUGAUCCGUUCGGACCGUUCGAUCACUACUACCCCGGCGCCGGCUUCGAUCAGGAUAACUGGUUUUGACGCUGCGCAUGUAGAUCAUAGGGGUUCACCUCUUCUCGUCAGCUUCAGCUCCCUUAGCUAUCGGUGUAAC
This is a messenger RNA of Lolium rigidum, 865 nucleotides long. Its product is annotated as transcription factor MYB20-like. The record is from RefSeq and is a predicted model, not a curated record. The transcript has 2 exons. Bases 1 to 795 code for a protein of 264 amino acids. Lineage: Eukaryota; Viridiplantae; Streptophyta; Magnoliopsida; Poales; Poaceae.